AGAUAACAGGAGCGGGGACUCUAACGCCGAGUGGAAGGGGCCCGGUUUGGCAGAGCCGGCAUUAAAAAAGAGGGGAGAAAGGAAGGAAGACAAAAGGAAACCUAAUUUGUGGACGGCAGUUGGAUUUAUUAUCUCUCAAGCUUGCAGAGAAGCGCGUGGAGAGCUCUCUUCUUUUCGGUUGAGGAUAAAUUUGGGAAAGUUAAAGGUCCCCCUGUCACCCUAUCGGCUCUCGGACUCUUCCAGGCUAGUGUGGUGACGCGGCUUGAAGAUCCUCGACGACGGCCACUCACACCGAAGCAAAUACCAUAUGGAUAUUUAACUUUGCUUAUUUUCCCACACGGCUUUCUUUUGAACGCGGAGGCUGGAUUAUACUUUCUUUUGACGUUUUUCUUUUCAGGAUUUCAGGAUUUUCAUCGAUGGUCGUUCGGCAGUCUCUUGGCUAGCUGCUAGCAGUUACUUUUCAUCCCAGGCGUUAGCUAGCCGUCGUUAGCUUCGGCUAGAUAUGAGCGCCGCUGUUAGCUAGCUUGCUUCCCAUCUGUUUUUCCUUUGCCUAGAUUGAGUGUAGUUUUUUCCAGGGUUUUCAUUUUAACUCACUGCCUCCUGGGCAGGUAAAGUGAGUAGAAGCUCGGGACCAUGUCUAACGUAUCGUAAUACUUAAAAAAACGCAACUGGAGCUUUCCUUUAAAAAUAUUUAAAAUAUUUAGCUAUGAUUGCUAGCUAGCAGGCAAUACUGCAAAACCCGAAAAGUGCCGGAAAAUUAUCGCUGUGUUACUUGUAAGGCCUUUGGGAUCUUUUGCUGUCUGUUCGCUUGGAUAGUUUUAAAACUAAUUUAAAGCAUUUUUUAAAGGAUUUUUCCCCCUUGUUUAAUGUUAAGGCACAUGCUCGCUCUUAAAACUUUUAUGAUUAUUUUUCUAGCUGCAAGCUAGUUUAUUAUAAAGGGAGGGAAACCGGAGUAAAGAACUAUUUAGAAAGUUACCCCAAAACAAAAGGAGAAAGUGGACCUGACAAAGGCACCUCAUCUCUGCUGGCAAGAUGAUGUGCGAGGUGAUGCCCACAAUCAGCGAGGCAGAGAUCCCACCAGGGGGUGGUGGCAGCUGUGGUUCAGGCUCUCCACUGCAGUCAGACUCUGAUGGACACUUUGAGUCUCUCAUGGUGUCAAUGCUGGAGGAGCGGGACCGACUGCUGGAGACGCUGCGUGAGACCCAGGAGAACCUUGGGCUGACUCAAAGCAAGCUGCAUGAGGUCAGCCAUGAGCGUGAUGCACUACAGAGGCAGCUCAAUACGGCUCUGCCCCAGGAGUUUGCGGCGCUUACUAAGGAAGUGAACAUAUGCAGAGAGCAGCUGUUGGAGAGGGAAGAGGAGAUCUCUGAGCUGAAGGCCGAGAGGAACAACACACGGCUACUGCUGGAGCACUUGGAGUGCCUGGUCUCCAGGCAUGAGCGCUCACUGCGGAUGACCGUGGUGAAGAGGCAGGCUCAGUCUCCGGCUGGUGUGUCCAGUGAGGUGGAAGUGCUCAAGGCCCUUAAGUCUUUGUUCGAGCACCACAAAGCGCUGGAUGAGAAGGUGAGGGAGAGGCUGCGAGUUGCCCUAGAGCGGUGCAGCGCCUUGGAGGAGCAACUGACAUCAUCUAACAAGGAGUUGGCCUUUUUCCGAGAACAAAACAGCCAGAAGAAAGCAGUGAUAGGCGGAGGGGUUGAAGUCAACCACGAUGCUGAGAAUGUUCCCAGCACGAAUGGCAAGAGGUCAUCAGAUGGGUCUCUGAACCAUGAGGAGGACCUGUCUAAGGUUGUGGAACUGCAGGAGGUCAUCGACCGGCAGAACAAAGACCUUGGCCAGAUGAAGGAGCGCCUAUCAACACUCUCGAACCGGGUGGCAGAACUGGAGGAAGACCUGGAUACUGCCCGCAAGGACCUCAUCAAGUCAGAGGACAUGAACACCAGGCUGCAGAGGGACCUUCGGGAGUCCAUGGCGCAGAAGGAGGACAUGGAGGAGAGAAUCACAACUCUAGAGAAACGCUACCUUGCCGCUCAACGUGAAGCUACAUCUGUACAUGACCUCAAUGACAAACUGGAAAACGAAGUUGCCAACAAGGAGUCCGUCUUUCGCCAGUCAGAAGAUAGGAACCGGCAGCUGCAGGAAAGGCUUGAGCUAGCAGAGCAGAAGCUGCAGCAGACCAUGAGGAAGGCAGAAACCUUGCCAGAGGUGGAGGCAGAGCUGGCCCAGAGGGUGGCAGCUCUCUCGAAGCCUCUCCAGUCUGUGUGUGCUGACUCUGGCCUUAAGGAAGCUAAGUUGCAGAGGAAGGCUGAGGAGCGGCAUGGAAACAUCGAGGAGCGACUCAGGCAGAUGGAGGCCCAGCUGGAGGAGAAGAACCAGGAAUUGCUGAGGGCCCGUCAGAGAGAGAAGAUGAAUGAGGAGCAUAACAAGCGCCUGUCUGAAACAGUGGACAGGCUGCUGUCGGAGUCUAAUGAGAGGCUACAGCUCCAUCUAAAGGAAAGAAUGUCUGCUCUGGAAGACAAGAACGCACUCAUUCGAGAUCUGGAGCAUACAAAGAAGCUGAUUGAAGAGGCUCACCGUGAGAAGGAGCAACUUCUUAUCGAGAUUGAGACCAUGAGAGCAGAGAAUGAACAGGGACGUAGCCGGAGCAACUCCCUGCUGCAUCAUGGCCGCUCCCACCUGGUCAGCACCCCGGACUUCAGGUACCCGGUGUCUGCGUCCUCCAUGAUGGACAGCCACUCUGAGCACUAUAGUGGUGCGCUGGUGCUGAGGCGGCCACAGAAGGGCCGGGUAGCCGCCCUCCGGGACGAGCCCUCCAAGGUCCAGACGCUGAACGAGCAGGAGUGGGAGCGUGUGCAGCAGGCCAACGUACUGGCCAACGUGGCACAUGCCUUUGAGAGCGACAUGGACAUGUCUGACGUAGAGGACGAUCGCGAGACCAUCUUCAGCUCUGUGGACCUGUUGUCUCCUGCUGGCCAGGCUGAUGCCCAAACCCUGGCUCUAAUGCUGCAGGAACAGCUGGACGCCAUCAACAAUGAAAUCAGGAUGAUCCAGGAGGAGAAGGAGAGCACCACACAGCGGGCAGAGGAGAUUGAGAGUCGGGUCGGCAGCGGCGACAACUUGGGAGGGCGAUUUCGCUCACUCAGCUCCCUCCAUCCAUCCUUUGCGGGGUCCUCUCAGGCUGGCUCCUCACCCCCGGGAUCUGGUCACUCCACCCCAUGCCGUAUGCCCCGCAGCCCCAACCGGGAGGUUGACCGAAUGGGCGUCAUGACCCUGCACUCCUGCUAUGAUCCAUAUGUUACUGAGACCUCCCCCUCACAUCAGACUGUAGCUUACCUGCCAUAUUCCUCCGCUAGCUCCGCCCCUCCAUAUAGCAAUGCACCGUGCUACAUCAAGUCUUCGCAGGAUGACAAAGCUACAAUAAAAUGUGAGACCUCUCCUCCUUCAACCCCCCGGUCCAUUCGUCUCCAUGGGGGGAGCAUUCAUGCUGCCAGUCAUGAAGACCUCAGGGAUAUCAGAAGUGCUGCCAGCCUUGCCGAUGGCCAGGGCAGUAAUCCCAGUAGCAGCAACAGCAGCCAAGACUCUCUGAACAAGGCUACCAAGAAGAAGAGCAUCAAGUCAUCUAUCGGGAGGCUUUUUGGAAAAAAGGAAAAGGGCAGACCAGGCCCCCUUGGCAAAGAUGGCUCCAGCCAAGCAGGUACGCCUGAUGCUGAGAACUCGCCAUCAGAUGCCUUAAGCCUUGGCAAGCUGGGCAACCAGGGGGAGAAGAACAGGAAGCUACAGAAAAAGCAUGAACUGCUAGAAGAGGCACGCAGACAGGGUCUGCCGUUUGCCCAGUGGGACGGCCCUACAGUGGUGGUCUGGCUGGAGCUGUGGGUGGGCAUGCCCGCCUGGUACGUGGCCGCCUGCCGUGCCAACGUGAAGAGCGGCGCCAUCAUGUCAGCACUAUCGGACACGGAGAUCCAGCGCGAGAUCGGCAUCAGCAACCCACUGCACCGGCUCAAGCUGCGGCUGGCCAUCCAGGAGAUCAUGUCCCUGACCAGCCCAUCGGCGCCCCCUACAUCCCGCACGCCCACGGGCAAUAUAUGGGUCACGCACGAAGAGAUGGAGAGCCUCGCAGCCACGCCACAGACGGAGGAUGAGGAGGGCAGCUGGGCCCAGACCUUGGCAUACGGGGACAUGAACCACGAGUGGAUUGGCAACGAGUGGCUGCCCAGCCUGGGCCUGCCGCAGUACCGCAGCUAUUUCAUGGAGUGCCUGGUGGACGCCCGCAUGCUGGACCACCUCACCAAAAAGGACCUGCGCGGCCAGCUCAAAAUGGUGGAUAGCUUUCACAGAAAUAGCUUCCAGUGUGGCGUCAUGUGUUUGCGGCGGCUGAAUUACGAUAAGAACGAACUGCAGAGAAGGCGGGAGGACUCCCCAACAGAGGUUAAAGAUGUACUGGUGUGGACCAAUGACCGGGUCAUUAACUGGGUUCAGUCCAUCGGGCUGAAAGAGUAUGCAGAUAACCUGCUGGAGAGCGGAGUGCAUGGAGCCCUGUUUGCCUUAGAGGAGACCUUCGACCACAAUGCCCUGGCUCUGCUGCUGCAGAUCCCCACCCAGAACACGCAGGCAAGAGCUCUUCUAGAGAGAGAAUAUAACAACAUUUUGGUCCUGGGUACCGAACGAAGACUAGAUGAGGACGAUGACAAGAACUUCAGGCGGGCACCUUCUUGGAGGAAGAAAUUUAGACCCAAAGAUGUUCGGGGGAUGUCAGUAGGAUCAGCUGAAACGCUUCCAGCCAACUUCAGGGUCACCAAUACUAUGUCUUCACCAUCUAUGCAGCCAAAAAAGAUGCCGAUGGACGGAAACAUAACUGGGCAACAAAGGUUGGAUUCUGCUACAGUAAGAACUUACUCCUGUUAACACACCUCAGCCACGUUUAUCCACAUUAUUUCUAUAGGUAAUUAUGCAGCACAAAUCCAGUUGAAGUCAAUAUUCACAGAAUCAGGAAGGAACCAUCAACGUUAAGAGGACUUUUUAAAAUAUUUUAUUACAGAGUAUAAUUAUCAAUUACUGCAAAUCUCUUGGUCUAUGCUAAAGAAAAUAGUUUAUUUAUGUAAACUGAUGGGACAUUUUAUGAAAUUUUAUUUGCUUUUUUCUUUCAAAUUCUUUUACCCUUAAAUGUAAACUACUUCAGAUAUAACUGAAUGUAUCAUAAAUCUGAAUAUUGUAUAUGUACCUACAGACCUUAUCUAGUCUUUAUUUCUUAUUCUGUAUUUUACAAUGUCCUUGAUGAAACCAUGAAAUUUAAGCUAAAUUGACUAAUUCACGUCCCUGCCUAUUUUAAAUCAAGACAGCUGUUAGGUCAAUAAUUUGGCCAAUCUGUCUCUGACCAGCAGGCUGGGGUAAACAUGACUUUUGUUUUGGGAUUUUAGGCAGAGUCAUGGUUGCUUUGGCCAAGAACAGAUGACUUGUUUUUAUUAUUUUUUUUUUUAUUUUGCUUUGUUAAAAUGGAGAUACCAAAACGAAAUAUUUGAAAAAGCCAUAAAUAGUGAGGAUGAGGGCUCACUAUGGAGGAAUUGCCUGGCUAAUGGGCCUUAGAGAAUCAAUUCUCUGAGCAAAUAACAGAACUCCAUUCCUUCCUCCUCUUCCUUGGGAACACAUGUGGAAGCAAGCUGACGUGACUUUCUUCUUCGCUGAAGGACCAAUUCCACUGUGGCCUUGUUUCAAAUGGCAUAUUUGAAGACAGCAUUGUUUCUUCAAAACUUUUGAAUGCAUUGUAUGAAGACUUUAAGCCUUAUUUUUAAUUCAUUAUUUAUUCUUGUCUUAUAGCAGUUGCCAUUUUAUUAUAUAUAUAUAUAUAUAUAUAUAUAUAUAUAUAGUGAUGGCUGGAGUGUUUCUGAAUAUUUUCAGCUGAUGUUAAAUGAUGGUUUCUCAAUUUGUUAGGCAAUGUUGAGAAAUCAUUCUUAAGGUUUUCUCACCUGUAUGUUUGUCUCUGUGAUCUAAACAUUUAUGCACAAUUCAAAUCAUCUUACUGUCAUAUUUGUGUUCUGUUUCUUUUAGAUCUCAUGAUCUUGUAACAAGCAAUGUACAGUACUUCAACUUUUUAUCACAGUAUUAUUUAUUGCUUACUUUCAAUAAAAUACUGAAACUUAUUUUCCACUGCCAAUAAAAAGACUAAGUCUUUGUUUU
Molecule: messenger RNA, 6168 nt
Organism: Brienomyrus brachyistius
Lineage: Eukaryota; Metazoa; Chordata; Actinopteri; Osteoglossiformes; Mormyridae
Product: liprin-alpha-1-like
Exons: 32
Coding region: 1033-4899 (1288 amino acids)
Biological process (GO): synapse organization
Cellular component (GO): presynaptic active zone
Molecular function (GO): protein binding
Source: RefSeq, a predicted model, not a curated record